Chironomus riparius is the source of this 2504-nucleotide messenger RNA. The record is from the annotation of a GenBank genome assembly. NCBI's taxonomy places the organism in Eukaryota, Metazoa, Arthropoda, Insecta, Diptera, Chironomidae.
AUGCUUUCAGCAGUUGAGCUUCAUUCCGGUGGAGGAUCCGGUUUUUAUCCAUCAUUUACUCGUCAACCAGUGUCAAGUGACGUUCAAUUUGUACCACCGAUGUCGGGAUCCACAGAAUUUGCAAGACCAAAGCCUAAAAUAAUGAAUGGUCUUUCACCAUCGACGGCGUCACCUCCCCAUAAAUACUCACAUCAUCAUGAACAAAAUGGUCCUGUAAAUUUGGCUGUAAAUCAUCAAGCGUCACGUCAAAGCAUGACGCACGAAAAAGAGUCUUCUGAGAAAGAAAUUGAUGUUGUUGGAUUGGGCAACACGAGCUCAUCAUUUGCCACAACAAGUAGCCCCAGAUUAUCAACAUCAUCAUAUCCUACUGGUCUUGGAAGUAACGCUUAUCAAGCACUCAAUUACAGUUUCUAUGGAAAUCGCUAUAGUGCUCCAAUAUUUCCACAUCGUUCUGCCUACUCACAACAUCAUCCAAAUCGUCCAACAUAUUUACCAUCACAGUUGGAAGCAUAUCCAUCUUAUUUGUCUGCUGCUGCUGCAGCCGCAGCAGCCUCUUAUGGUUCAAGUUCAUAUUCUUCAUCAUCUUUAACACAAUCCAGUGCAGAUACAUUAUCACAAAAUAUCCAACACAAAUCAACAAACGAAAGAUCUCACUCAAUGUCAUCAAUGACAAAUGGACAUCAUCAACAUCAUCCAUAUCCAAUGAAAGAGAAGGAGCCAAAAUCAGCGGGUCCACGUUUAAUUGGAAAUGAAGAUACUAGAAAUGUUAGUAGUAGUAACAACAAUAAUAAUAAUAAUAGUAAUAAUAAUGGCAGCAGUAACAAUAAUAACUUUAAAGUGCCUUCCGGCAAAGAAGGUUCUCUUAAGCACCGUAUUUUGACAACAACACGUCCACAUGAAAACAGUAACAGUAAACAUGGUACAAUUAAUCAUCCUGCUAAUCGUUCACCGAUAAGCAGUAAUUCGUACUUGAAUUUUACACGUGGAUCACUUAUUGAACUUAGUAAUGGUUCAUUGAGACGCGUUGAGGAUUUAAGAACAGAGGAUUUUGUUAUGUCAGCUGAAAAGUCUCAAGAUCUUCAACUUGCUGAUUCGACAGUUGUUAAAAUUUUACCAGCAAUCAACAAUUAUGUAAUGAUUACAUUCAGUUACGAUAAUAAUCGAUCAAAGGUUGAUAUUGAAGCAAAAAUGGAACAUCCAUUUUUCGUUUACGGACAGGGAUGGGCAUCAUGUGAUCCAGAUGGUUCAAUGCAGGCUUUUGGCUUGAAAUGUCAACGCUUGCAGGUCGGAGAUGUUUGUAUAUCAUUAAAACCAAGAGAACAAAAGUCACCGCCAUUAAGUCCAAUGGCACAGAAAAGACCAAGAGAAAUUUUCCAGCCACCAGCAAAAGAGCAUCAGCAUAAUCAGCAUCAGAAUCAGCAUAAUCAGCAUAACCAGCAUCAGCAUCAACACCAGCCAGAAUUGAUGCCUCAAAAUCUCUCACGUCGUCCAUCAACGAUUUCAACGACUGCAACCGAAACAGCAAUGACAAGCAGUCAAAUUGGACAAUAUUCACCAUCGCUUUAUAAUCUCCAAAUGUCACUCUUUGCUGCCGCAAGUCAAGGUCGAAUACCUUCAUAUGCACCGUUCUUAAAUCAGGAUGAUGUAUCAGCUCAUCUCCAAUCGCAUGAUAUAAAUACCUCAUUGAACAAUAAUAAUUCACCUGACAAACUGCCUAUGCUCAUGUCAAAGAAUGCAUCUAUUGCUGAUGACUACGAUGAUCUUCAAUCGCGAAAGCGACGCUGGUCUGCGCCAGAUAUUGAUUCCGAUGAACAACAGACACCGCGCAAAAUUUCGAAUUAAAUUUUUUUUUAAAAAAAAAACACUUUUUUUAUACUUUAUAAAUUUUUUGAAUACUUAGUUCAUUUUUAUUAUGCUUUUUGGAGUUUCUAAGUAAAGAAGAAGGAACGACAUUGAUAAAUAGAGAAAAAAAUGAUGAUAAUGAAAACGUACUAACGCACCAGAAGGAAGAUAUGUACAUAAAAUGUAACCUCAGCAUAAACAAAAAAAAAAUUAUAAAUAUUGUAUGUAUAAUAUACACAAAGUGAUCUCGCGCCAAGUGGAAAUUUUCUUUUCUUAUUAUGUUCUUGUAUCUUACAACCCAAACCAUCCAUUGUCUGAAUGAUAAUGUCAAACCAGCUGCUGUUGAUAUGGUCACAAUACAGAACACUAGUAGAAUAUUUUAAGAAAAAACUAGCUUCGUUCUGUAGCGAACAUUAGGUAGCAUUACAAUAUAGAUCCAGCAAGUCUAUUUAGCAGAGUAGCAUCAAGACGCAACAACAGCAACUAAGUUGACAGUGUCAUUCGUGUUAAACAUUUGUUCUAUAUCUACUACGAGAGUAUAAAGAAGAGAUUGGGCAUUUUUAUAGACAAAAUAUAAAUAUAUUUGUUAUGGACAGUAAAAGUAAUUAUUUUGAUACAUAAAAAGUGAUGAUCAAAAAAAAAAAAUUAUUGGAAAUGAAACG